AAGCGAGCAGGUGAGAUAAAUGACGUGACAGGAGUAAGCGAACUACAAUCGAGCACGCCACAGUUCCUACCCCACCACUGCGGCUGCGCGCGCUACGUUCCGGAAGCGGAAAUAGACAAGAGGUCAGGGUUGAUUUUUCAAGAUGGCGGCCUUUAAGAUUCUGUUGUCCGGCAGUGAGCAGCUUCUCCGUGGGCUCCUAGCGGGCACGGCAGCUACCAGCUGGUCUCGGCUUCCAGCUCGCGGGUUCAGGGAAGUGGUGGAGAUCCAAGAAGGGAAGACAACUAUAAUUGAAGGCCGUAUCACAGUGACUCCCAAGGAGACUCCAAAUCCUCCUAACCCCUCUGGCCAGUGCCCCAUCUGCCGUUGGAACCUGAAGCACAAGUAUAACUAUGACGAUGUUCUGCUGCUUAGCCAGUUCAUCCGGCCUCAUGGAGGCAUGCUACCCCGAAAGAUCACAGGCCUGUGCAGGGAAGAACACCGAAAGAUCGAGGAGUGUGUGAAGAUGGCCCACCGAGCAGGUCUGUUACCAAAUCACAGGCCUCGGCUUCCUGAAGGAGUUGUUCCGAAGAACAAACCCCAGCUCAACCGGUACCUGACGCGCUGGGCUCCCAAGUCCGUCAAGCCCAUCUACAAAAAAGGCCCCCGCUGGAACAGGGUGCUCAUGCCCGUGGGGUCACCCCUCCUGAGGGACAAUGUCUGCUACUCAAGAACACCUUGGAAGCUGUAUCACUGACAGACAGUAGGGCUUCCAAAGUUCCUCUUGCACCUGUGCUGUGGAGUAGGAGGCCCACUCACAAGCCCUCGGCCCCAACUAUACUCCUGUCCCACCCCACCACGAUGUCCUGGCCCCUCCAACAUGGAUGGACAGGGGACAGUGGGACAAACUUCAGUAUGCUUGGCUUGCCCAGUAGCAAUGCUGAGAGCUAGAGGCAAGCAGGGCAGUUGGAUCCCUUGGCAGCUGCUGUGGGGCUUGGGCCAUGCUCAGUGCUGAGGACAGGAGUUUUGCCCAAUGAAAUGUCAUAAAGUAGGCUCAUGGGCUUA
Molecule: messenger RNA, 1041 nt
Organism: Callithrix jacchus (white-tufted-ear marmoset)
Lineage: Eukaryota; Metazoa; Chordata; Mammalia; Primates; Cebidae
Gene: MRPS18A
Product: mitochondrial ribosomal protein S18A
Biological process (GO): mitochondrial translation
Cellular component (GO): ribosome; mitochondrial small ribosomal subunit
Molecular function (GO): structural constituent of ribosome; small ribosomal subunit rRNA binding
Source: RefSeq, a predicted model, not a curated record